GUAAUACCUUCAUUGAGAUCAAUUCUAUAUCUUCUAUUUCAUAUUUGAUAUUUCCCUUCACCUAAAGUCUUUAUCAGGGUUUCAAAGUUUUUUGUGUAAUUAUCAAUGGCGGUAGUAUUUGAGACUGCAUUACAAUUUGUAUUGGGUGAGUUACAGAAAGCAGUACAUGUUGUAUGGCAGAUUAUACAAACUCACAGAUUCAAAAGUCUUCUCAAACGCCUUGAAAAAACCCUAAGAAGCAUCGAUCAGGUGUUUUAUGAAAGCUGGAGAUUAAGCAAGGUGUUGGAUCGUCCUGAGAAAGAGAUGAUAAUGUUCAUCUGUUAUCUGAGCAAUGCCACAGCGAUCGUUCUCAAGUGCUCGAGCAUCAAGUAUCGGACCAUGAACAAGAAAAUUCUUCAUUCAAAAAAGCUGAUUCGAUUGAACAACGAGCUCUUGAGGUUCUUCCAGAUUGAUGUGCAGGAGAAAACGAUGAACACUAAUAUGACGUAUUCAAUUGCGAUUUCCGGAUUGGAAGACAAUUCAUCAGUUGUUGCCUUUUCUGCAGAUGGAUAUUCGAGUACGUGCAGUGUUUAUGCUGGCCAACUACUCAAUCUUCCAUUGACAGAUUCUUUCGCUAACCUAACAAGUAUCAGAUUCGAACAUGUUUCAUUUUCUUCCUCUAUUCAACCACUCUUCAUUUUGCCAUUUCUUCAAAAACUUUCGUUUGUUAUGUGUGAGAUAGGUGAUGCUUUUAAGAACAGUGUCACAGAUCAGUCUCCUUAUAUUCCAUCAAAUCUCACUGAUCUGGAAUUUGAUUGUUGUUAUGAUCUGAGGGAACUACCUUCAGGAGUAUGUAAUCUUGUUCAUCUCCAGAAUCUCAGCAUCACCAAUUGCCAUGAGCUGGAUGCUCUUCCUAGAAAGUUGGGGAAUCUUUCCAAUCUUGAGAUCCUCAACCUCCAUUGUUGCACAAAACUACAAGAAAUACCAGAAUCGAUUGGAAGUCUUCAUAAUCUGAGUUUCCUUGAUUUAUCUGAUUGUUUGAGUAUAAGUCUAUUACCAGAUGAAAUUGGGGAACUAUGCAACCUGAGAGUGGUUAAGAUGAGUGGUGUUCAUGGAUUACAAGAGUUGCCGGAUUCCAUGAGCAAAUUGUCACAGUUGGAAGAAGUCAUAUGUGAUGAGGAGACAUCGUAUUUGUGGAUGGAUUUUGAAAGUGAUCUGAAUAAUUUGAAGAUAAACGUUGUUGAUGAUGACAGGUUUGAAAGCUUUAUGAAAAUCGUUCAGUAAGUUCUCUUGAUCCGUUGGUGUCAUUCUAUUAACUAUUAAGCAUGUGGCUUAAUAUGUAAAGUGUAAGCUGUAAAUUGUUGGAUUAUUCUUUAAAUAUCUUUUCUGAGUCAAAAAAAUUAUUCUCAUUUGUUUUCAUAUCAUAACAUAGUUGUAUUGUCAAUUUAAAAACUUAAUAAAGAAUCACUAGUAUUUCUACAA
Messenger RNA from Lactuca sativa (garden lettuce), 1461 nucleotides. RefSeq lists its product as uncharacterized. The record is from RefSeq and is a predicted model, not a curated record. Lineage: Eukaryota; Viridiplantae; Streptophyta; Magnoliopsida; Asterales; Asteraceae.